GUUAGCCCCCGCGCUCAGAGCCUUUCGAUGGAGGAUGAGGUAGCCAUGUUGUAGCGGGGAGAAGAGCAGGUCUGUACGAGGGACAAAGCGGAUAUAUUCAGCGUAGAAUCGGUUCAGUUCGGCCCCACGGUUCGUCGGGACCGCCCAUCCUGCCCUCUGAUCGGACUGAAACCUUCCAGCAGGCACCAUGAGCGGCGGGACGCCUUACCUGGGCAGUAAAAUCAGCCUGAUCUCGAAGGCCGAGAUCCGCUACGAAGGGAUCCUGUACACCAUCGACACCGAGAACUCCACGGUGGCUCUGGCUAAAGUCCGCUCCUUCGGCACCGAGGACCGGCCCACUGACCGGCCCAUCCCCCCUCGAGAUGACACCUUUGAGUACAUCAUCUUCAGAGGCAGCGACAUCAAGGACCUGACGGUGUGCGAGCCGCCCAAGCCGACAUGCUCUCUGCCUCAGGACCCGGCGAUAGUCCAGUCGUCCAUGAGCUCCAGCUCCUUGUCUUCUGCUGCUGCUGCUCCGACUCCGUUCCAAUCCGCUGGCUCCUACGGCCUCUUCAACCGAGCUCCUGUUCCGGCCUACAACCAGUUCACCGCCAGCCCCCUGGUGUCCCCCCAGUUUGGACCUGUUGGUGUUGGUAAGCACACAGCAGGUCGCAGCAGCCCCAGUCUGGACCCUCUGAGGAAGAGUCCCACCCUCGAGCAGGUGAUCCAAACCGCCUCAUCGGCCCCCACCGCCGCCCCCUCUGCUCCAGCCCCUGGCCUGGGGCGCAGGAGCCCCGCCCAUGCUCGCACAGCCCCCUCCACGGCGGGCCAGGGAGGGCAGAAGGUGCAGCAACAGCAGGAUGGUGUGGACACGAGGAGGGGUGAGACUAUCAGGGGAGGCCGCAGCAGCUGGUCUGCACCCCGAACCAUCUCCGCCUCUCACAUCAGUGCUGUAGAUAGAGCGUCAGCUGCAGGCCCCGCCCACUCUGUCUUUAGCCAUGCAGCGGCUCAGGGAGCACCGGCCAACCGGCGUGUGCGAGGCAGUGGCUACCGUGGAAGAGGGCGCUUUAAUGUUCGCCGAGACGGACCGAUGAAGUUCGAGAAGGACUUUGACUUUGAGAGUGCCAAUGCCCAGUUCAACAAGGAGGAGAUCGACAAAGAGUUUCAGAGCAAGCUGAAGCUGAAAGACGAGAAGGCGGAGAAGGCGGUGAACGGGGAGGAGAAAGGCGACUCUGCUGUUGAAACUCAGAACAGCGAGGGGAACGCUGAAGAGGAGGGUGACCCGCUGGGACCCAACUGCUACUACGACAAGUCCAAGUCCUUCUUCGACAACAUCUCAUGUGACGACACCAGGAAAGCAAACGAGAAGUCUGGAGGCUCCGUGUUCCCAAGGGAGCGGAGGCAGACCUGGGCGGAGGAGAGGAGGAUGAACGCCGAGACAUUCGGCAUCCCUCUCCGUCAGGGCAGAGGACGCGGAGGUUACCGCGGCCGGGGAGGGAUGGGCUACCGUGGAGGGCGGGGCGGUUCAUCUGAGAAACAUUCAAAACAAGAAAAAAAGUCCAGAUCUCUUCACGCUAACGUGACGGUGGCUGGAGUGUAAAUGUCAUUUUGUUUCUGGGAUGUUUUUGUUCUUCAUACUGAUCUUCCCUGAACCUGUACUGAUCCUGCUCUGUUAGCGUCCAGGUUACACUCACAUACUUUAUUUUGGGGGCGGAGUCACGGGGGCUCCGGCGCACCUUUCUAACAUAUUUUUCUACUCUCUCACGUAGGCUCACUCUCACGUCUCCUUCUUCUCGCCGUGCUCCUCGUUUCUGUUCUCGCUCGCCUCACUACGUGUCACGUUUCAGCUUUAGUGUCGGGAGCAGCGGGGCUCGUUUUUACUCGUUCACAGUAGGAUUGUAGGUCACCAUGAAGCUGCUGCGCCGUCAGAGCUGCAGGUUCAUGAAGCUGCUGCGCCUUCAGAGCUGCAGGUUCAUGAAGCUGCUGCGCCUUCAGAGCUGCAGGUUCAUGAAGCUGCUGCGCCGUCAGAGCUGCAGAUUCAUGAAGCUGCUGCGCCGUCAGAGCUGCAGGUUCAUGAAGCUGCUGCGCCUUCAGAGCGCCGUCAGAGCUGCAGGUUCAUGAAGCUGCUGCGCCUUCAGAGCUGCAGGUUCAUGAAGCUGCUGCGCCGUCAGAGCUGCAGGUUCAUGAAGCUGCUGCGCUCCGAUGUGUCUAAACUAGCGUCUCACUUCUCAAAUAUUCAAACUCAAAGAACUUCAAAGAGAAGGAGCAGGCAGGUGUUCAGUCGUAGUUUCUUUAGAUGUUAAUUUAUCCUCAGCUGAUUUGUUUCUCAUUGUGAUGUUGUGAACCAAUCACAGC
Molecule: messenger RNA, 2334 nt
Organism: Labrus bergylta (ballan wrasse)
Lineage: Eukaryota; Metazoa; Chordata; Actinopteri; Labriformes; Labridae
Source: RefSeq, a predicted model, not a curated record